Megalobrama amblycephala (Wuchang bream) is the source of this 2615-nucleotide messenger RNA. Its product is annotated as UDP-glucuronosyltransferase 2B13-like. Gene Ontology annotation, molecular function: UDP-glycosyltransferase activity. Bases 534 to 2129 code for a protein of 531 amino acids. The record is from RefSeq and is a predicted model, not a curated record. The transcript is spliced from 3 exons. Lineage: Eukaryota; Metazoa; Chordata; Actinopteri; Cypriniformes; Xenocyprididae.
UUGUUUUUAAAAAGACUAAAUGCUACUGUACUGUUACUAUAGUACAGUGGUUACUAGGCUAUAAUAAAAAAGUAACUGCAGAGCCAAAGCAUUGGUGCUAGAAAAGAAGGCAGGGUCUUGUGCAAGAUGCUGCACAAUGGUUGAACAGUCAUCUAGAGCAUGUUGAUUUAAAAAAAAACAAAAAAACAAUUGAAGUCGGCAUAAAACAGAAGUUGUGAUAUUUUUUCUUCCAAAUUGUGAUGUAUAUCCAACAGAAAUGGCUUCUCAAACUAGAAAAAAAUGUAGGGAUUGUUAAAAGGUAGCACAAAGCGCCAUCUAGUGGCCAUUAGUUUAUGUGCUGGAAGUGAUUGAAUGUGAAACACGCGUGACAUAAACAGCUGCGCCACAGGAAGACUGUUCCAGAAGUCGCGAUGCAGUGUUGGGGUUAAUUAUUAAUGACUGUGUGAGUCCAUUUGAGAAAAUAGUAACCUGCCAAGAUAAAGAUAUCGGCACUGAACAAAGAAGAGGCAUAUGACAGUCAAGAUAACUGCAAGAUGACACCAUUUUCUAAGAACAUGUCUUCUGUCUCUCUCUGGAUAACAGUCGCAAUCCUUUUUGGUUCUCUCUGUGAUGGUGGCAAAAUCUUGGUGGUGCCUUUGGAGGGAAGUCACUGGGUGAAUAUGGACAUCCUCAUCAAGGCUUUACAUGGUCAAGGGCACAGCAUUGAUGUAAUACGCACCUAUAAUAGUUGGUUUGUAAAGGAGAAUUCAACUUAUUACAACUCUUUAACCAUACCUAACACCAAAGGAAUGGAUGAAGAAUUUGUAGAUGACAUGAUCUCCAAACUUAUCGACCAUGAAAGAGGAAAGAGCCACUGGCUGAGUGCUGUACAGCUGUAUUUCGAUGUAACUGGUAGCAUGUAUAAAAUGCAUAAAAUGGUAUGUCAGCUUAUAACAAACAUGUUUGAAAGUGAGGAAAUUAUGAAGGCACUGCAUGAUAAACAGUACGAUCUGAUGCUUACUGAUCCAGUAUGGGGUGCAGGCAUUUUCUUAGCUCAUGAACUCAAGUUACCCUUGGUAUAUAAUGUGAGAUGGACCACUCCUGGAGAGGGACACUUUGACAUCGCUCCCUCACCGAUGUCUUACAUCCCUAUCACAGGAUCUGGAAACAGUGACAAAAUGAACUUCUUUCAACGAGUGAAAAAUGUUUUCUACUAUUUCCAAAUGAACUUUCAGUACAGCUAUUUUAAUUUGCCACAGUACCAAGCACUGUGUGACAAAUAUUUCUAUCCGCCUGUACGUUUUUAUGAACUUCUCCAGGGGGCUGAUAUAUGGCUUAUGAGGGUUGAUUUUGUUUUUGAAUUUCCACGUCCAACAAUGCCAAAUAUCAUUUACAUUGGUGGCUUCCAGUGUAAACCAGCCAAGGCCCUUCCACAAGAUCUGGAGGACUUCAUGCAAAGUUCUGGAGAGCAUGGAGUCAUUAUCAUGUCUUUAGGGACGUUUAUCAGUGAUCUACCAGAUGAUUUUACAUCAGAAAUAGCUGCUGCUUUUGCUCACCUCCCUCAAAAGGUAAUUUGGAGAUACACUGGAAAGAGACCAUCUACUUUGGGGAACAACACAUUACUGGUUGACUGGAUGCCACAGAACGAUCUUCUAGGGCAUCCGAAGACUAAAGUUUUUAUUGCACAUGGUGGAACCAAUGGGGUUCAAGAAGCUUUGUACCAUGGUAUCCCAGUGGUUGGAAUUCCAUUCUUUUUUGACCAGUACGACAAUCUUAUUCGAUUACAAGAAAGGGGAGGAGCCAAGAUAGUUACCAUCGCAACUUUAGAUAAAAACACACUGUAUGCAGCCCUACAGGAAGUGAUCAAUGAACCAUCUUACAGACUGAAUAUGCAGAGACUUUCUCAUCUGCACAGAGACAAACCAGUUAAACCUUUGGACAGCGCCCUCUUCUGGAUUGAGUUUGUAAUGAGACACAAAGGUGCUGCUCAUCUCCGUACAGAGUCCUACAAACUGCCUUGGUACUCCUAUUACUCAGUAGAUGUUGCACUUAUAUUGUUUGCAGUUGUUUUGAUAUUCACUCUAUCUAUUUUUUUAACAGUUAGAUACCUGUGCGUCAGGUGCUGUAGCAAAAAAAGGAAAACUGAGUGACACAUUUGCAAAUGCAGUAUAGACUAUUAUAUUGCAUAAUCCAUAAGAGUAUUAUGGAUUAUUCUUACAUGUCUGUGCCAUGACUUACUACUUAUGUAAUGAACAGCACAAUGAGGAAAAGAGAAACAAACGGCAGCGAUUAAUGAUUACAAUGCCAGAAUAUUCAUAAAAUAAGCCUAAAGUCUCUUUUAGUAAGCAGGUAUAAUAACAUUUAUAAAGGUAUAUAUUGAAAAGGUUGUUAUGAAAUUUUUCAUCUGAAUCUCAGACAACUUGCAUGACUCCUUCACUUUUUAUUUUCUAUAAUGAAUUCUAAUAUUAGCUAGUUUUACUCUGACUUUUAACCCUGGAAAAUUCAACCUCGAACAUUUUGAAUGUUUUUGAAUGUUACAAGGUUGGCACAAACAUUAACAAACAUUUUUUAAAAAAGAAAUGGAAAUAAAUGUCAUUUCAUAUUGUGCAGUGAAUAAACCUAUUUUAACCAAAUAA